CUUGAUAACAUUGUAACAAAGACACAACGCAACAAUACACAUUAGAAGGCUGCUUAAGCAGCCAUGCAUUGCGUUCUAUCCUGCGCUUUACGCUGUCGACUACGUAGAAGUAACGGACAGUAGAAGACAUAGAUGGAGCUUACAAAUGUUCUUAGGAUUCUAUUAUUGUUAAUCGCGACGACCGUGACGGCAGUAACUUCACAGACGGUCAGCCGAGACAUCAACCAUGCUCUCCUGGCGCGGUUGCGGCUGGAUGAGCCGCUACUCCAUAACGUGAUAGACUCCAGUACAAGUAUCUCACUUGAGCCGCACUACAAUGAAACCCUGCAAACGCUUGCCCAGCUGCUGAAUACGACAGCAUCCAUCAAGACGAAUGCGACCGAGGCUAUAGCCAGCGCAGCCUACAGCCUAGCCCACGAUAGAAGUUUGUCCGGAGACGUUGUGGCUGAAAAGCUAAAAGCGCUAAAUGUCUUGGUGGAUUCCCUGCCCCAGAAGGUGGCAAGUUUGCCAGCCGUACGGCGCAGCCUAGUCGCCAGCCUCGUUCUCCGGCGGCUGAACGACGGCCCGUUCGAGCCCGGGGAACAGCUGCAGAGCGCAGAGCGCCUCUUGCUGCAGCUCUUCCACUUGCACAAAGCAGCCGCCUUGCGUAAGAAGGCAGUCGAGUUUACGCAUGUCAGCAAAUCUGGCGGCACCAGCUUCUGUCAGCUGGGCAGGAGUAACGGCUGUGCCACGGAGAGCUUUCACCCCUUUCACAAUUGCUUGGUCGAAGGGUUCGAUGACGACCCCCGCUACAUCAACGGCUCGGUGCACGCCGCCCUGCGGGGCCGCAGCCGCACCCGCUGCUACAAGCCCUUCAAGGCCAUGAAGCUCCGCCGUACGGAGCUCAGCUGCCAGGACCGCCGCCGCCGGCUGACGUCACGAGGCUACACCUUUUACGCCAACGAGUACACCGCGUUUGGCGGGCGGCAGGACCCGCGUCUGGCGCACCCCUGCACCAACAUGAUGACCGUGCUGCAGCUGCGGCAUCCCUACACCCGAGUCAUCUCGCACAUCAAGCACAUGUGGGCCGCCUACCGGUCGCAUUGCAAGGAGGACCGCGCGGUUUUCUUCGCCCAAGGCCACGACACGCCCGUUUGGACGCAGCUCGCACCCGCCCCAACCAACAACUACCUCAUCCGCUCGCUGCUGGGGGAGGCCGUGUUCAACCUACCUGCCGGACACAUCACCCCAGACCACCUUGAACUCGCCAAGGCCUUCCUUACGCAGCAGUAUGACGUCUUGCUUGUCCUCGAAGACGCCGACUUGUCAGCGCAAGCCAUGCGCUUUGGGCUGGGUUGGGAGGAGCAUGCCCGGCAUGCGAACGAGGAGCACAAGGAUCCCGAGAGCGGUCUGCCCACCAAUUUGGACAUGCUUCGGAGGCUGAACCGACUGGACUUGGAGGCUUAUAAGCAUGGCGUGGUGAUGGCUCGGCUGGAUGCCGUGCUAUACGACAUGGCACUGGCAGCUCGUGAGGCGGAGGCGGCGGCAGCGGUGGCGGUGGCAGCGGCAGAGGCGGGAGAGGCAGCGGCGGGAGGGGCAGAGGCGAGAGAGGCAGCAGCGGAAGCGGUGCCUACGGAGGCUGAGGCGGCGGUGGUGGAGGCGGAGACUGCUGAGAGCGUGAGCGGUGCUGAGGGCGAGGUGAAGCAGCUCGUUGAGGCGACGGUGGCGCAGGAGCAGGUUGGAG
Molecule: messenger RNA, 1723 nt
Organism: Astrephomene gubernaculifera
Lineage: Eukaryota; Viridiplantae; Chlorophyta; Chlorophyceae; Chlamydomonadales; Astrephomenaceae
Source: the annotation of a GenBank genome assembly